UCCAUCGUGUCAGCCUGCAGGGCUGGAUAACUGAACGAAACCGCUCCAUGCAGGUUUCUACGGAAAACAUUCGUUUAGUUUCUUGCUUUCGGUGUGUGCGGAAGCGCGUGCGGUGAUUCCCGUCGGUCGCGUCGAAUAGUUCGUGUUCUCGGUAAUAAUACGCGGUGUCGUGAAUUUUGUGUCCGGUUUCACCGAAUAGUGUGGCCUCGGGAGUGAAGUUUUGGAUGUUACAUACGGUGUAGAAGAAGAUAGUGAAAAUAAGUGUAAUUUGUGCUUUGUGUUUAACAUAACUAAAAGAGGAAACGAAGUAAGUGAAUAAUGAAAUUAAAAAGUGUAUGAAAAAAGUGUGUAAACGUAACAAAACGAUCAACUUGUCAUAAAGGAAGGUAAAAAAAUGUUUAAUUUGUAUUCCACAUGAACAAGUGUCAAAAGUGAAGGAAUAAAUAUGGCGAUCUGACCAGGAAAAUAAAAAAAAAAAAACAAACAACAAUUCAAAGAGAAGAUCGAACAUUCAAAUGUCCUGAACGAUCUUUGGUUUGUUGCGGAUAACAUCUUUAAAAAAAUCACAGUUCCUGUUAAAUCUUCUCCAGCGCAGUGUCGGCGAACAAAAGGAUUUUCUCAGAAAAGAGAAUAUAGGGAAACAAACUUGUGUAAAUAGAAGGAAAUAAUUGGUAAACAAAUUCCUUACCCUAUCACGCAUCUUGUCGUCUCCCUACACAUACAUCUUACGAAAUCGUGUUCCAAAAAAAAAAAAAAACAUAACGAAACCCAAACCAACAAAGCCCUCUAGGUCCAAUUAGGAAGCAAGAGACCACAGGUUCGAGGUUUCGGCGUGGAAUGCUAGAGAGGUGUCGAAUUCAGCACACACACAACACUUUCUUGCGAAGCAACAAUGUUUUUUUUUUCGGGGGUCGUCUUUUGAUGUGAGUGUUGAUGCUGGAAGAUGAACGUAAGGAUACGCGUCGCCUUAACUUCAAACCAUCGGCCUAGGACCUCUCGUUCGUCUGUUCGUUUCCAAAAGCAUAAAAAUAUGAUAAUGAUGAGUUAAGAUCGCUAACGACACGACACCGCUUACGAAACGCAUCGAAGCGGGGUGAAAAAAGGGAAUAUACAAUGAAAAAUAUUUAACACCAAUGUUCCAGGUGAAACACGCUUGUGAGCGUGACGUGUUUUUGUGUUGUGAAAAGGUGCGAAGUAUGGUGAUAUUAAGCGGGGGCAAAAAAAUUAGUGUGAAAAAGUUCUAAGCCGUAGCUAAGGAAAAUGGAAGGCUUUUUGUUAUUAGUGUUGUAAAAGAAAAUUGCUUCAAAUCGAUGAUGAAAAAAUAUUGAAACGAAAAGAGAGAUCGUGCGCGAUUGCGUGUUGAAAAUAGUGCUUAUUGUGUGUAUGUUGGCAAGCAAAAUUGGUGUGCAUAAAUGUGUUUGUUGUAGGGGAUAGGUUAAAAAAAUUGCUAGUGUUUGCUGCUGAGUGGAAUUAAAGAUUCCACUAAUCAAACAUGGAUUAUCUGGUGCUAGUAACGACGCUUAUAGCACUGUUCAUCAGCCCAACGAUUCAAGCCCAGUAUCGUCCUCCUCGAAUCAUCGAACAUCCAAACAACCAGAUCGUUCCGAAAAAUGAACCCGUGACGCUGAACUGUAAGGCCGAGGGUGUACCGGAACCGACCAUCCACUGGUACAAGGAUGGUGAACCGGUGAAGCUUACACCGAACCAUGUACUGCUCCCGGUGGGUUCAUUGUUCUUCCUGCGAACGCUACACAGCAAAAAGGAGAACGACGCUGGAGUCUAUCGAUGCGUCGCCUCGAAUAUUGCCGGAACUGCCGAAAGCCGUAACGCUACGCUACAGAUUGCAUUACUGCGGGAUGAGUUCCGGGUCGAGCCAAAGGAUACGCGAGUGGCGGCCGGAGAAACAGCUCUGCUUGAGUGUGGUGCCCCGAAGGGUACACCUGAACCAACGAUCCGAUGGAUGAAGGAUGACAGCUGGAUGGAUGAGCAGCUUCGGACCGCCAAGGAGCUCGGUCGCAUCCGGAUCGUCGAUGGUGGAAAUCUGCUCAUCAGCGAUGUACGGCCGGCCGACGGUGGACGCUACAAAUGUGUGGCGUAUAACGUCGUCGGUUCGCGCGAUAGUUCCGUCGCACGACUCACGGUGCAAGUGAAACCCUAUUUUAAGCUGGAACCAAUGGAUGCGACAGCUCUGGUAGGACAACGCGUUCAGUUCCUUUGUGCUGUGGACGGUGAUCCACAGCCACAGAUAUUAUGGAGCAAAGAGAACGGGCACAUUCCGGUCGGUAGGGCUGAAAUUUUAGAAGAAGAUCGUAGUUUGGUUAUCCGAAGCGUGGUACCAAGCGAUCAAGGUCUGUACAUCUGUGAGGCACACAAUACGAUCGGUCAAAUCAGUGCGAAAGCUCAACUUAUCGUUAACUCUCCACCAACAUUCCUGAUUAAGCCCCAGGAUCAGAAGACGGCCCUAAACGGGGUGGCAUCAUUCAAGUGCACCGCCUCAGGCAACCCCCAGCCGUCCGUUUUCUGGACGAAGGAAGGCUCACAGACGCUCAUGUUUCCCAACAAUACGUACGAUAAUAUGCAGGUUUCGGUACAGGGGACACUUCAGAUUCGCGGUGUGCAGAAAGAUGACGAUGGCUACUACAUCUGUUCGGCACUGAGUGUGGCCGGUUCCACUGCCAGUAGAGCUUAUUUACAGGUUCUAACAUCGGAGGACAGCAAUCCACCCCCGAUACUGCAGAUCGUACCAGCUAAUCAAACACUGCCCCGAGGCACCGUUGCUACGCUGCCAUGUCGUGCGAGCGGUAAUCCGACGCCCGCCAUUCGCUGGAUGAAAAAUGCGACCGAUAUCAACCUUUCCGGCGGUAACGGGCGCUUUUCAAUCAUCCAGGGUGGCACGCUAAGAAUUGAUGAUUUGCGAAAUGAGGACAGCGGCUGGUAUCGAUGUGUGGCGUAUUCUGGGAAAGGUGAAACCUCGUGGAGCGCAUAUUUAAUGGUUGAAAGUAACCUUUCUUCUAUGCAACAUCGUUCACACAAUGCCGAUCUGCUUCCAUCGGCACCGGGAAUACCGAAAGCAGUCAACAUAACCAAUAGCAAUAUCACACUGACCUGGACCCGAGGUCAGGAUGAAUUGCAAAUGAAUUCCGUCACCGGUGGCUACACGAUCGAGUACUACAGUCCAGAAGAGAAGGCAGGAUGGAUCAAGGCAAUGAGUCGUAUACCUGGUUACACUGCUACGAUUACAAAUCUGUCACCUUCCACUUCGUACAUGUUCAUUAUUCGCGCAGAGAACUCGCACGGUUAUUCGGCACCGUCACCAACAUCUGCCAUCAUUCGCACGCUGUCGGCAAAUGAUGGAGUAACUAUGCCCGAAGAGAUAGAAACUGCUCGACUGGUGCUCAGUGGACAGAUAUUGGAAUUGGUGGACGCAGUAGCAAUCAAUUCGACGACCAUUCGACUUGAAUGGCAACUCCACAUUAGCAACACGGAAGAAUACGUCGAAGGUUUGUACGUACGGUAUCGUAAUCUUUCGGCAAUCGAUACACAAAGUUACAGCAUGCUUACCAUACCGAUGAAUCCCUCCGAGACGUAUGUUAUAACGGGCUUGGAAAAGUUCACUCGCUACGAGUUUUUCCUAACGCCCUACUUUAAGACUGUCGAAGGACAACCGACGAGCUCGAAGGUAGUACAAACUUUAGAGGAUUUCCCUACGGGUGCUCCAAUGAACGUACAGACGGGCAUGGUAAACUUAACGACCGGGUUGGUAAAUUGGUCCCCGCCGCUAGAACAGCACCUAAACGGUGUUCUGCUUGGUUACAAGGUGCAGCUACGUGCUAGCAAUUCGUCGAAAGUUCUAGCGCAGAUCACACUCAACGGUCCUACGACGUCGAUCGUGCUCCACAGUCUUACCACCGGUAUGACGUACACUGUGCGGGUAGUUGCGUAUAAUCGGGUUGGCGCAGGACCUUACUCAAAACCUGCCUAUCUGAUCAUGGAUUCUGCACACGUCAUAGCACCGCCAAGGGCUCAUAAUUCGCUGAGCGAAAUCGAAGGAUACAGACAGCAGGGUUUGCUGCAUGAGACCUGGUUCAUGGUAGCGCUCGUCGUACUUCUGUUGGUUAUCUUGACGAUUGGAUGUUUUGGUGCGGUAAUGUUUUUCCGCAAUCGUGCGAAGGUGAACAAAGAAAUGAUAAAUGCUACGAUCGCCGUUAAUGCCAGUAUGGAUCCUAGUCGUCGACCAAUGAUGGUUUCACGAAGAGAUGGACUGUGGAUUGAUCGCGGACGAAGAUCGAUCGAUACUGAUAAGGAUUCUGGAUUGAGUGAAGCUAAAUUGUUGGAGAGUUCUCAAAACACUUCCAACUAUGCGGAUGUCAGUACGGAUUAUGCCGAAGUAGAUCCAAGAAGUAUAACGUCGUUCUACAACAGUCGCAAGUCUCCAGACAAUCCAUCGCCCUACGCAACAACAGUUUUGGUAAAUGGAAACUGUAAUGAGAAUGGGAAAAUAUGCUACCAAGGGCUAGAUGGAUAUAUUUCGGGUGCAUCAACUAAUCGAUCAGAUCCAGCAACAUAUCUAGCGGGGCAUCCGAAAGCUUUCACACCGGUGCCAUAUAAUCAAGCCCCAGCCAACUGGAUAGAUUUCCUUCCCCCUCCACCGGAGCAUCCGCCACCGAUUCCACAAGCUUUAGACCACCAUAUACAUCUAAAUCAUGUGUAUCCCUCGGAAUUGAUCGGUGGUGGUGGAGUCCUUCCACCAACCACGACUGCGAUCGGUUCUCAGGGAUCAUCCGUACGUUGUGGAUCGGCCCAAUCCGGUAGCUAUAAUGGUGGUAGCGCACAACACUCAUAUCAGUAUGUAGAUCCAUCCCUGCUAGGACGAGGAUCAUCUAGGAGUAGCUCGAACGAAUGCACUAUGCGUAACGUUCCACCGCUUCCAUUGCCGCCGACCCAGCAGCAACCGCACUUCCUGCCGUACAUGAACGGUACACCCGGUUCUGCGGAGCAGUCACCCUACUUCAACGAUGAAGUGUACAACAGUCCUGUGAAGAACGGAGACAUUAACUAUCAUCCGUAUCGGAUGCCUAAUUCAUCGUCGGCAUCUUCCAUAUCAUGCUGUCAGUCCAAUCAUUCCCGAAGCAGCCAUUCGGCCGGUUCGAAAAACCAUGAAUUUCUAGACCAGCAACAGCAGCAUCAUCAUCUUCAGCAUCAGCAGCAACUUCACAGCAAUAUGAUGCUGCAAGGACCUCCUCAUAUGAGCAAACUUAAUGGAAUAGGUAGCUACGAUGGGCUUACCCCAUCAAAGGUGGUGUCAUUCAAUGAUCAGUACCAAAUGCUAGAUGAAAGCAACACCAACGGUGAACCCGGUGGCCGAACUGAACACGAAAAUUGUACCUAUUUCACCAACUAUUCCGAUGCGUCCGGUGCCAGCAGUAGCAGCGGCAGCGGUGGUUUCCGAAUGCAUCCAAAGUUUGUGAAAACCGUGCACGUAAAUAUUGAAAAUGCCAUCAACGGUAACUAUCACCAUCACCAGCAUCAGCAGCAGCACCGAGAUCAAACGAUAGGGCAGCAGCAGCAACCAAUCAUCACCAAUGGCCAUCACAAUCACAACCACCAGCAGCAACAGCAUCAUCCGUACGUGUACAAUCAACAGCACCAAGCGCAGGAACCGAUCAGCGAACACGAAGAGACUGAAACCGACAAAAUGCUGACCGGUGGCAGUAGCUUCAGCGAAAACGAUGACCAUACGGUUAGCAACGGUGGUUCGGGACCGGAUUCCGACACCCAUGACGAGGUGACGAAGAAGCUUUGCAAUGGCCGCGAAGAUGGUGCAUCCAUUUGUCCGGUCUAUGAAGAACCGGUGAUGCAUCAGUCCUCAUAAAUAGUACACCAGGGCCCCACGUAAGUAGACAUGCGCUUAACCUGUAGAUUUGUUACGCACCACCACUAUACAAUACUGUAAAAGAGUUUUAUUUGUUUUGCAAUACUCAAAAAACAUGAUUUCUUUACUGAAAGGAUCGAACCGGAAAAAGCAUUAUCUGCCUAUAAUGCAAGAGGAAUUAGAAAAAAACACAAGUGAAUAGAUAAAAUACACUCUACAUGGUCAUAAGUCAUCGUAUGCCCAUAGGGUCGCACGAUUGAACUGUUCGAUACCAAAACAUGUGCAGUCCCUAGGAAAGUAAUAAUUUAUUUAAGCGAGCGAAAUAAUGCGUCAGAAUUGGAGCCAUUAUUGAAUUUAGCAUGUUCGUUGGUAAUUUUAUUUGGAAAAUAAUUUUCUUCUCUACGGGCAGGAUUUUCAGAAACUUUUUAAACAAAUAUUUUUAAUUUUGUUUUUCUCGGUUUAGUUUAAUUAUUUUUUACAUUUAGUUUCCCCAUUUUUUUGUUCUUUCGAUAUUUCUGUUCUUCGAUUGCACGACAUCAAUUCAUCUUACUUAAAAUUGAAUCUUUGGUAAACGAAAGGGAAACGAUUCUAACGUGAUGGACAUGAUUAAUUUCACCUUCUUCCUGCUGUCGGACGCGGUAACGUACGCGAGCAUGUGGUGUGGUGUAUUUGGUGGUUCUGUACGUCUGGCGUUGGAGCAAAACUUAAUAUGACAACACACUUCCGUUGCGUGUUAACCCGUCCAAGCGUUGGCCAAGUGUUAUCCUCCCGGGUCGAUGACAAGCGUGUGUGGUGGCUUCUAGUUGUGCUUCGAACAUGGUUCAUAAUUUAUAUUUAGCGACUGGCGGCCACUCGUCUCUUUCUCUCUAUCUGUUAUAGAAUGGUUGUGUGGUAUCGAGCAAACGAACAUAGACCAUAUCUUAUGAUGUGCAGCGAACUGUGUACUUAACUUCACAGUGCAUCCGCCCGAAACAGAGCGUACCGGGGAUCAUGUCAAAAAUGUUUAGUAUCGCGACAAGACUGUGUGGAGAGCUGGUUGAGCGUUUCAGUGUCUGAAAUAUUGUUCAAUAAUGAAGAGACUAGCGUGUGUGUCUGGCUCCAAUAGCUUGGCUCAUGUCUGCUGCACUUCAUCUGUACGGUGCGAACAUCAGUGUAGACGAUGCACUGCGGAAUUUGGAAUGCAUCUGCAAAAUUCCAUCGAACAUGAUUCGUCAAUUUGUCUGGCGGAGUAAAUUUUUGCGUGUUUCUGGAAACUUUCACUUAUUGUUUGGUUUGGAAUUAGAAUGUUCCGACUGAAGUGAUGGUAUUAUGUGUAUUAAGCAUUUUUCUUUUUUUUAAUGUAUGGUUUAUAUUGGAUUGGUAAUUCGGGUAUUAAAUUUUGUGUAAAUUUUGACGCUAAAUAAAUGAAAAUAGAACAACAAAACAAAACACAUGUUUUGUGAGGAAAUUGAAACAAUACAAUCAUGCCUUCUCCCAAUUUUAACCACCUUCCUUUUCAUGUGGGUGUAUCAUUUUCGACAGCCCCAUAGACACCAAUGUUUCUACCCAGAAAGCGUUAGGUUCUUUCUACGGAGUAGGUUAUUCAUCAUCCUGUCGGAAUGAAGGAAAGCUUUCUUCAAUUUCCGUCAGGAUACUUGAGACGAACAAUGCUCACCAGGAAAUAUGGGUGUUUUUUGCUGGCGUUUCGUAAAAGAUGUUUAUUGUUAUUGGUAUCAUAAAAGUGGGUCUUAAUGUUCAUCAUAAUUGUCGCCAUUAACGUUCUCUUACAUGGAGGGAACAUUUGUACAGCAAAAGGAAGAAAUGAAUCAAAUAAAAUUCAUCAUGCGAAUGAUUAGGAUGAUGUGUACAAUUUUGGUGGAAAACACAAUGUGCCUGAAGUUGUAUUGGUGACUUGUGUAUUUUUGUUUAAAAUUUGUUUACUUAAAAAAUAUUUUUUUUCGUUUUCUACAUUAAAAUUAUUAGCACUUUUACUAGCAAGUAGUACGUAACAAAUUAAAAACAAAACUUGCUCAAAGAAGAAAAUUAUUUUCCAAAUGAUAUUAACAAUCGUUUCUGUUCCACCAAUGUUGUUUGAGUGUGCGCGUAUCACGUAACGGAGCAAUAUCAAUUAAUCAUAAUCAAAAUUUAAUUAAUUCCUAGCGAGAACGGUAGUAAUGAAACUUUCAUUAACCCAAUAGUGAAAUGUAUUGCAACAACAGUUUAAGCUCAGUACAGACAACACGCAAAACAGAGAAACAUAAUCGAAACAAGUUAAACGAAUGAGAAUAGGGUAACGAUAUAUUGGGUUUUCAUCAACUAUGGUACUGUAAAGUUGAGUUGAUCAAUAAAGUAGAGUGAAAAAACAAGUGUGCAACAUCGGCAGAACGUUAAAAUGCGAUCCUAUUCAAUCUACGUUUAUUCGAAGAUGAACAACAAAUUCUGAUAUAUGUGUGUGUUGUAUUUGUACCUGUGAUAUUAUUUAAUGUGAUAAGCAAAUACUCUGAAUCGGUAGCAAGUUUCAUGAGGUUUAUCUUUCAGUUUCCAGUCAGUAGUCAGAUCCUCUGUACUUCGAAUUGCUUCUUAAUCAAAGCGGGAAAGAUAAUCAUUAUUCUUUUUCUCUUCUCAUUGAAAACAAUUGCUACUAACAAAUAAAAAAAAAUCUCUUUAAGUGUAUAUCUAUCCUAAACGGUACAGACGAUUUUGCUAGCUCCUAAGAACGAACGGAAACGAACAAUGUACAGGACACAAAUAUAUACUAUAAGCUAUGAAUGAAACCGCCAUAAACACAAUAAUCACAAAAAAUGCUCCACAGAGUAGUAAACUAUAGCAAUAUAUCUUUCGCUCAUGAUACAAAAAUCGGUAAAUAAUUUACAGCUAAUGGAUGAGCAAAAAUGACAUAAAACACUGUGUGUGGGAUGUUAGUAAAGUGUGACACAUUUGUUUGAACUUUGAACAAGUUCCAUUGCCGCAUGAAAUCAAGCGCACAAAACGAAGGCAGGUGAAAAGAAAGGAAUGAUGCUGACAGAAUUUUUGGAAUAAUAGAAUUCCUACAUCAUUAUUCAAAGCAAAGCGUGAUUUGUUCUUGCAUAUAAUAGUGAAACGAAGUCUAGAAAUCUCAAGGACUCACUCCUAUAAAGUCUCUCUCUCUUUAGCUAGCAUAUAAGACAAGGCGGACGUAACGCUUCGAAGCAAUCUUAUAACUAGUAACCAACAUACACUAAUCCUGACAUUAUUGGAAGCAUCGUUGCAUCAUACGCUAUCCCCAUUUAUUCCCCAUCCUACGUCAGAAGAAGCUUCAAGUAGAGAAAAUGUCGCUUACGCAUAAUGUAUGUAGAUGAUGCAACCCCCAUAAGCAUGAAUCAACAAAUAGUAAACCACCCAAAACACAAAGUAAAAUAACGAAAACAAAACUGAAGAGCUAACAUUUUUGAAUAGAAAAACAAAAAAACGAAAUCCACACGUGUGUGUAGCUUUUAAGCGAAACAAUGAAACAGGAAUACAAACGGCAGGACGUAUUACUUUACGGCAUGAUUUUUCUACCGUUUUUUCUACAUAUUUUGGCCCGUAUAGAGCGAACCGCGACUGGCAGGGGAAACAUUUGAAGCUACUAUAAUGGUAGGUUACUUAUUUGGGUAAGAGGAACAGAGGGUAAGAGAACAGGGUAGGUAGUUGUAAUGUGAUUUUGACGCGCACACAAAACACACACUCGCGCUAUACAGUGUUCUGACAGGUCGAAAUUAGUAGUUUGGAAGAUCACAUUACGACACGAGUGUGGUGGACAAACGUGGUGAGAUAUGCUGGUUAUUGUGUGGCAUUGUGAGAUUGAAUUGGUCGGUUACAGUGAAUACAUUAGGAAGAUCACGGCAAAUGUAGAGAAAUUGCAAGAGUUGUAAAUAAAAUAUUAAAAUGAUAAAA
Messenger RNA from Anopheles funestus (African malaria mosquito), 9766 nucleotides. Its product is annotated as protein sax-3-like. Gene Ontology annotation, cellular component: axon; plasma membrane. Bases 1493 to 5872 code for a protein of 1459 amino acids. The record is from RefSeq and is a predicted model, not a curated record. The transcript has 17 exons. NCBI's taxonomy places the organism in Eukaryota, Metazoa, Arthropoda, Insecta, Diptera, Culicidae. Gene Ontology annotation, biological process: axon guidance; cell-cell adhesion. Gene Ontology annotation, molecular function: protein binding.